AUGGUCCGAGUGCCACGCGGUUGUCGGGCUUGCGCUGACGCCCAUACUCAGUGCGACGGCAAAUCCCCUUGUAAUCACUGCAAAACCCGCAACGUGCCUUGUCUAAGCCAGGCCCGAACCUUCAAGUUCCGCAACGAAGUACCUGCUCUCCAACAACGUUACCGCACUUCCAUCUCACCGACCACCUCCACUACUUCUUCUACUUCCACAUCCACUGCGUCGUCGCAACUUGUCCCCCGCGCACCCCGCGAGAGGGACCCGCCUUCUCCAGGUUCGGCCCGCGGGCGCGACGUGCGAUUCGCCCCGCUGCCGCUGUCAAUGGACGAAUCCGUCUCGCCCUCUCUGACCGUCACUGCGGUCUCCGCGCAACAAACCCAAAUCUUCACCAAUUACGUCCUCACUGCCUUCCCUUGCUUCUUCAAAUGCACCGAAACUCGCGUCCCCGUCAAUUGGGUCGAAUAUGUCGACCGUCGCCGUGGCGCCAUGAACUCCUGCUUCGACUGGGCCAUUCGUGCCUGCACCCUGUCUUAUACCGCCUCCCUCUACGAUAUCCCUGAAUUCAAUGACGUCGCGCGCUCCUUCUACACCCGCUCUCUCGCCGGUCUCGCCGGCCUUCUCGCCGACGAGUCGACCGCCAAAUCCGACGAAGCUCUCUCCACCGCAAUUGUCCUCGCCGUGUUUGAGAAACACCACUGUACCGGCCCAGAGGCGUGGAUCCACCACGCCCACGGUAUCCGCGCCUUGCUCAAACUUCGUGGCCCCAGGGCCCAUCUCUAUGGUUUCGGUCGUGCCAUGUAUAUUGUCUACCGGCCGAUGCUUGUCUCCGCUGCCCUCAUUGAGGGCGAAGCCUGCUUUCUCGAGGAACCUGAAUGGCAAACCCUCAACGAGCAGAUCUCUGACGACAACGCCAAGCUGCCCGAUUCGUCAUUAUAUACGGACGUAGUGGACCGGGGCCUGCGCGAGAUUAUAAAAAUCCCCGGUUACGUCAAACGCGUCCGCGAGCUACUCUCUUUACCCCUCACCAAACGGGCCAAGCUCGAACCCCCCUUGCUGCAAAGCGUGCAAGCUACCCGCGCUGCCCUGCGCGGUAUCCACACCGAGUUCGGUGUGGCCAUAUCCAUGCUUCGUGCCGGCCACAGUAAGCCGCGCGGGUUCAUCGGACCCCUUCCCCAAUUCUUCUUCGAGGGAUAUUCGGCGCAUGUCACGCGAGGCGUGCACGCCGGACUUACGAUCCUGAAUUAUCUCGUCAUCAUGCUGGACCCGAGCCAGCGUGAGACACUGCAGAAAGAAGCUCGUCUGUUAUCCAAUCCGCCAUCCCCGGAGAGUGUGGUCAGUCCGGCAUCGGAGUACAGCUCCCCGAAGACUCCGUCAAGCUCGCCGGGGCAUCCCCAGCUCGUUGUGGAGUCACUGAUCACCCCGGAUUACAAGCAGGGUCCGACAACGGACUGGAUGGAUCAGUUGACGUCGUCAAUGGGGAUGGACGGGGUGCGGGUGCGUAUUGUUGAUUGA
Messenger RNA from Aspergillus niger, 1509 nucleotides. RefSeq lists its product as uncharacterized. The transcript has 2 exons. The coding region runs from base 1 to 1509 and encodes 502 amino acids. Gene Ontology annotation, biological process: regulation of DNA-templated transcription. Gene Ontology annotation, molecular function: DNA-binding transcription factor activity, RNA polymerase II-specific; zinc ion binding. NCBI's taxonomy places the organism in Eukaryota, Fungi, Ascomycota, Eurotiomycetes, Eurotiales, Aspergillaceae. The record is from RefSeq and is a predicted model, not a curated record.